Yamadazyma jaroonii is the source of this 3738-nucleotide messenger RNA. Lineage: Eukaryota; Fungi; Ascomycota; Pichiomycetes; Serinales; Debaryomycetaceae. The record is from the annotation of a GenBank genome assembly.
AUGGCAGAAUUCAAACAACUUAAACGAGUUUUGAUUGCCAAUAGAGGUGAAAUUGCCUGUAGACUUAUCAAAGCAUGUAAAGAAAAUAAUAUCUACACAAUUUCAAUCUUUACUAAAGAUGAUAGUAAUUCCCUUCAUAUCAAUAAUGCUGAUGAAAGUCAUUUGAUCUCCAGUUACAUCAAUACUGAAGAAAUCAUCGAAAUCGCUGUUAAAUUUAAAGCUCAAGCAGUUAUUCCAGGUUAUGGAUUUGUUUCAGAAAAUCAUUUAUUCGCUCAAGAACUUAAAAAUCACAACAUUUCAUUCAUCGGACCAUCACCAGAGAAUAUCCAAGAAUUCGGUUUAAAACAUAUCGCUAGACAAUUAGCUAUCGAUGCAGAAGUGCCAACCGUUCCUGGUUCUGGAUUAAUUGAAAAAGUUGAGGAAGGUAUAGAAGAAGCGGAAAAAAUUGGAUUCCCUGUAUUAUUGAAAGCUUCCAGUGGAGGUGGUGGUAUGGGUAUGAAAGUUUGUUACAGUAAAGAAGAAAUUGAAGCAGGUUUAAAAGAAGUUAAAAGUAGAGGUGCAAAUUUAUUCAAGAACGAUGCGACAUUUUUGGAGAAAUACGUUGAAAGUGGUAGACACAUUGAAAUUCAAGUUUUCGGUAAUGGUAAAGGUGAUGUUAUUACCUUAGGUGAAAGAGAAUGUUCAAUUCAAAGAAGACAUCAAAAAGUGGUUGAAGAAGCACCUUCACCAUUUGUUACCAAGACUUUACCUUCAUUAAGAAACAAAUUAGCAGCUUGUGCCAAAAGAUUGGCAUCUUCUGUUAAAUAUAAAUCUGCUGGUACUAUUGAAUUCUUGGUGGAUGAUAAAACUGGUGAUGCAUACUUCUUAGAAAUGAAUACCCGUUUACAAGUAGAACACGGAAUAACUGAAUUAUGCUAUGACGCAGAUUUGGUUAUGUUAAUGUUAUUACAAUGUGAUUACGAAUUAAGAGGUGAACAAGGUAUUCCAGUAGAAAUGAUGAAUGAUUUGGUUAAAGCAAAAAGAGAUGAUGAAGGUUUCACUCAACCAAAUGGUCAUUCCAUUGAAGUAAGAAUUUAUGCUGAAAACCCAAUCAACAAUUUCGUACCCUCACCUGGUGUAUUACAAUAUGUUGAAUUCCCUCAAGCUAAAUCUGAAUAUAAGGUAAGAUUCGAUCAUUGGAUUAAAACUGGUACUGAAAUCACUCCAUUUUUCGAUCCUUUACUUGGUAAAUUGAUGAUUUGGGCUCCAACAAGACAAGAAGCUAUUACUGGAAUGUUGGAAUUAUUAACUGAAAUCAAACUUUAUGGACCACCUAAUAAUGUGGAAUAUUUAUAUGAAAUUUUGAACAGUGAAAUGUUCAAAACUGGUAACACAUUGACAAGUACCUUAGAUACCUUCCAAUUCAAACCAAGUUUAUUGGAAUUCCAUUCGGGUGGUGCUUUAACCACCGUUCAAGACUUCCCUGGUAGAUUGGUUUAUAAUGGUGGGAUCCCAAGAUCUGGUCCCGUUGAUGAUUUAUCCUUCAGAAUCGGUAACGCUUUGGUUGGCAAUGAAGAUUUAGGAACUGAAGGUUUAGAAAUCAUUCUCAGUGGUCCUUCUUUAUAUUUCCAUAAACCUGCUACCAUUGCUUUAUGUGGGGCUGAAUUUGAAUUUUCCAUCAAUGACGAACCAAGUCCAAUGUGGUCUUCAAUCUCAAUUCCUGCUGACACUACAGUUGAAAUUGGAUCUGUUAUCAGUAGUAAAAGUGAUAAAUGUUAUUUGUUAGUUAAGGGAGGAUUACCCAACAUUGCCAAAUAUUUGGGUUCUAAAAGUACCAGUCCUUCCAUUAAUAUUGGGGGUUAUCAAGGAAGAAAAUUUUUACCUGGUGACUGCAUUCAAUUACCUAAUCAUCAACCUAUUGAUGUUUUGAAGGUAAAUUAUACUUUACCAAAAGAAUACUUACCUAAUUUUGAUAACGAUUGGACAAUUCGUUGUCUUAACGGUCCUCAUUCAUCCAGUGAGAUAUUAUCAGAGGAAGGAAGAGAUAUCCUUUACAAUAGUGAAUACAAAAUCAACCCAGCAACUUCUAGAGGGUCUGUUGCUUUAGAUGGUCCAAGAUGUAAGUUUUCAAGAAAAGAUGGUGGUGAUGGUGGUAACCAUCCCAGUAACAUUACUGAAUAUAUCUAUCCUAACAGAGGUUUGAGUGUUAUUGCUGAUAAUACUGUUGUUGCCAGUGCAGAUGGGAUCACUUUGAGUGGUUUCAUCUGUCCAAUUGUCCCAAUUGACUACGAUUGGUGGAAAUUAGGUCAAGCUAAAGCUGGAAGUAAAAUAAAAUUCCAAAACAUUACUUUUAAAGAUGCUAUGAAAUUCAGAAAGGAAAGAAGCAGCUACUUGGAAUUCAUCAAAACACUCCCCAAAGCUGAAGCUGAAGGAAAAUAUGUUGAUGAAUUCGAUUUUGAAAAAGUAUGCGAGGAAGACGUUAUUUUGUAUUCCAGAGAAGAUAAACCAGGUCAACCAUCCAUCAACAUCAGACAAGCUGGUGAGUCAUGUAUCAUUGUUGACCACGGGAUCAGUAAAUUCUCGUUACCAAAUUGUGGUAGAUUAUUCAAAUUGAAAUUGGAUAUCGGUAAUGCUGGUUUGAAAGGUAUCAACAGAAUGGAAACUGCUAAUGCUUUGAGUAUCUUCUUCGAUGCAGAUGUCUUAGAUAGAGACGAAUUAGUGCAAACCAUCAUGAAAAUCGAUGCAUCCAUUUCAUUUGAAAAGAAGCUUGAAAUUCCUUCAAGAAAAUUCAAAAUCCCCGUUUGUUUGACCCAUCCAUUGAUCAAAGAAACUAUUGAAAGGUAUAUGAAAACCCAAAGACCCUAUGCUGCUUAUUUACCUGAUAACUUGGACUAUAUCAUGAAAUCAAGUUGUAUUGAUACUUUGGAAGAAUUUAAAGAGAGAGCUUUCAAUAACCCUCAAAUCAUUGUUGCAGUUUCUUUCUUAUGUGCUUCCAACAUUUUGGUUCAUGCUGAUCCAAGAAAGAGUUUCUUAUCCGGUAAAUAUAAUCCACCUCGUAUUACUGGACCUGCUGGUUCAAUUACCACUGGAAGUGUUGUCCAAGGUAUGAGAGCUGUUGAUGGACCAGGUGGUUAUAUGUUAUGGGGGGUUGGUUUACGUCACGCUUAUUGGGAUACUUUUGCCAUGAGAGAGAAUUUCCAAGAAAAAGGCUUACCGUGGUUCUUAGAACCCUUUGAUCAAGUUGAAUUUUAUGAGGUAGAUGAAAAAGAAUUAGACGAAUUCAAUGAAUUGAAUAAGAUCGGUAAAUUGGCUUUAGAACCUGAACAUCUCACAUUUGAUGUGGCCGAAUACCAUAAAUUCUUUGAAUCUGUAGUUGAUGAAGUUGAAGUCAUGAGAGAGAAGCAAAGAGCCUCUGCAGCCAAGUUAUUAGAAUAUGAUAACGAAUUAAAGAAAAAAUGGGAAGCUGAAGUUGCUGAAGAAAAGAAGAAAAAUGGAGGAAACAGUAGUACCACUAAAGUCGCAGCUGUUGAAGGUAAACAAAUUAAGUCAUCCAUGACAGCUAGUGUUUUCAAAGUAAAUGUCAAGGUCGGUGAUGUAGUUAAAGGUGGAGAUACAGUUAUCGUAUUAGAAGCCAUGAAAACGGAAAUCCCAGUUCAUAUCCCAGGAUCCAAAACAAAGGAAUACAAAGUCAUACAAAUUUUAACAGAAGAAAAAGCUUUGGUAUCUCCUGAUGAAACCCUUUUAGUAUUAAGUAUAUAG